This is a messenger RNA of Ylistrum balloti, 693 nucleotides long. RefSeq names its product neurogenin-1-like. The record is from RefSeq and is a predicted model, not a curated record. Gene Ontology annotation, biological process: developmental process; regulation of transcription by RNA polymerase II. Gene Ontology annotation, molecular function: DNA-binding transcription factor activity, RNA polymerase II-specific; protein dimerization activity; RNA polymerase II transcription regulatory region sequence-specific DNA binding. NCBI's taxonomy places the organism in Eukaryota, Metazoa, Mollusca, Bivalvia, Pectinida, Pectinidae. The coding region runs from base 1 to 693 and encodes 230 amino acids. The transcript has a single exon.
AUGGACGUACAAUCCCAGCAUCAGGACCAAUGCGAUAUGCAGUCUUACGACACUGCCAAUAUCUCCACUUACGGCAUGACAUCAUCACCAUCGACGUCAUCGUCUCCCGGAUCGAUCAUCUCAAGCGGAAUGUACCCUGAGUACACAGACUGGGGUCACGCAUCACAAACCGAGCUCCAUCAGUACGUACCCUAUCCCCAGAUUCCCCAAACGGACAUUGUGGCCCCGGGGUCGUUCUGGCAAGGAGAUAUGCACACGGGGCUACCGUCAAAUUUUUCCUACACCACAAUGGAACGAGUACCGAGUUAUGAGUACAAUACAGGACUUAUGAAUCAAGUACCAGCUCCAAUAGUGAGUACAAGCAGUACCCCUACUAACACGACCAAGUCUGGCAAGACGAAGCGGAAACGUGUGCAGAGUGUUCCACAGCGUAGAGCCGCAAACAUCCGGGAAAGGCGACGCAUGUUUCAUCUCAACGAGGCGUUUGACAGUCUCCGUAAGCGUCUACCGGCAUUUAACUACGAGAAGCGGUUAUCGCGUAUUGAAACCCUGCGCUUGGCAAUGACGUACAUCGGGUUUAUGAAGGACAUUUCAGAAGGCGAGGAUCCGAAGGAUGUGAAGCUACAGGCCUUCAAGUCCGACAGUGAUAUUUUCGGACAAUUAUCUGAGGGAGAAAAUAAGCUCCCAUCAUAA